Odontomachus brunneus is the source of this 2161-nucleotide messenger RNA. It is a transcript of the gene Hacl, whose product is annotated as 2-hydroxyacyl-CoA lyase 1. Lineage: Eukaryota; Metazoa; Arthropoda; Insecta; Hymenoptera; Formicidae. The record is from RefSeq and is a predicted model, not a curated record. Bases 188 to 1888 code for a protein of 566 amino acids. Gene Ontology annotation, cellular component: peroxisome. Gene Ontology annotation, biological process: fatty acid alpha-oxidation. Gene Ontology annotation, molecular function: magnesium ion binding; thiamine pyrophosphate binding; catalytic activity. The transcript is spliced from 12 exons.
AACGGUCGCAAUGCAUUAGUCGCAUUUAACAGCUGACGACGAGAGGACGAGUGAGCGAGCGGCUUGUAAUCUCUCACCAGUGGACUCUCGUCAGCUGACCAGCAAUUACGCUCCCGACGGAAAGCGCGCAUCGUCACGUUGUCACACCGGAUUAUUCUCACUCGUUGUGUUUCAAACAAACGUGGAAAUGAAGAACGGAAACCAAAUCAUGGCAGAAGCUCUGAAGGAGCAGGGCUUGAACUACGUCUUUGGCAUCAUGGGUCACCCCGUGAUCGAGCUAGCUAUGUGCAUGCAAGCCGCCGGCAUGGAGUAUCUGGGCUUCCGGAACGAACAAGCCGCGUGUUACGCCGCGCAAGCCUACGGAUAUCUGACACGAAAACCCGCAGUGGUGUUGUGCGUUUCCGGCCCGGGUGUGCUGCACGCUAUCGGUGGUAUGGCGAACGCGCAGGUGAACUGCUGGCCUGUACUCGUUCUGGGUGGAUCUUGUCCCCAGGAUCACGAAGGGAUCGGCGGAUUCCAGGAGUGGCCGCAGGUUGAGGCGUGCCGGCCUUACUGUAAAUAUGCCGCUAGGCCACCCUCGGCUACCCUCAUACCGAUGCAUGUCGAAAAGGCAGUGCGACUCGCUACUUACGGCAGACCAGGCGCCGCGUAUCUUGACUUACCCGCCACGUUACUGACGCAAAACGUCGAGGACGACAAAAUAAUGAAGAUUGCACCUUGUCCACCGCCACCGCUGACGUACCCCGACAUGAGAUUGAUCAAGGAGGCAGUGGAUGUACUAACAGCGGCGAAGAAACCGCUAGUGAUAGUUGGCAAGGGAGCUGCCUACGGUCGAGCCGAAGUUGCGGUGCGAGAGCUCAUUUAUUCAACGGGUGCGCCUUUCCUGCCGACACCCAUGGGCAAGGGAGUCGUGCCGGACACGGACGAGCGUUGUGUCUCCAGCGCGCGAACAGCCGCCCUGCUGCAGUCCGACGUGGUGCUGUUGUUGGGCGCGAGAUUGAACUGGAUGUUGCAUUUCGGCCGACCGCCUAGGUUUCACAAAGCCGUCAAAGUUAUACAGAUCGACUUGUGUGCCGAGGAACUGCACAAUUCCGUGCCGUCCGCCGUCGCCAUACAAUCUGAUGUCGCACCGGCGGUGGAGAUCUUGACGAACGCGUUGAAAAGUCGAAAGUGGCACGUCGACCGACGUGGCGCGUGGUGGAACCAGCUCACAACACAAGCCGAGAAGAAUAAGAAAUUCCUUCACCGGAUGUCGUCGGAUACCAGUGUGCCCCUAAAUUAUUACACGGUCUUCAAGCACAUUCAAGAUGUCAUACCGACAAACUCUAUCAUUUGCUCCGAGGGAGCUAAUACAAUGGAUAUCGGCCGAACUGUUCUGUUGAACGAUUUGCCUCGUCAUAGAUUGGACGCCGGCACAUUCGGUACCAUGGGUGUAGGGCUCGGAUUCGCGAUCGCAGCCGCUCUCUACUGCAAAGAGAUAGCUUCAAAAAAGAGGGUGAUUUGCGUAGAAGGAGACAGCGCUUUUGGAUUCUCCGGGAUGGAGAUCGAGACAAUGUUUCGAUACAAACUGCCGGUGAUUAUAAUAAUUGUGAAUAAUAAUGGUAUAUACGGCGGUCUCGAUAAGGAAACAUUCCGACAAGUGCAAUCAUCCGGAGAUCCCACGCAAGUAACUCCUCCAAACUCCUUAACAUCUGAAACUCAUUAUGAAAAGAUGAUGGAGAUGUUUGGUAGGAAAGGACACUUUUGCACUACAGUGCAAGACAUUCAACAGGCGUUAAAACUAUCCCUUAAGGUGACCGAUAGUCCCAGUUUGAUUAACAUCAUGAUUGAUCCACAAGCAGAUCGUAAAGAGCAAAAAUUCAACUGGUUGACAGAAUCAAAACUAUAAACAUAUGGAAUAUUUUGCUGGAAUAUUGUCUGCGAUAAACAAUUGCAACAUUUUUACUACAUUUACUAUAUUAUGUAAACUUCAUUUAUUAGUGCCAUAAAUCUGUUUUUUAAUUUAAUAAUUUAAUUUUAGAUAGACUGUUGAUCAAUAUUUUUCACUAAAUAUAUAAAAUAAUGGUAAUAGGGAUGGAUUUUUCUCUUGCAAGAUGUAUAUAUUGGGAAUCUUACAAUUAUUGUUUAAAGUUUAGAAAAAAUAUAUUAUAUAAAAAGGUUA